Molecule: messenger RNA, 939 nt
Organism: Alexandromys fortis (reed vole)
Lineage: Eukaryota; Metazoa; Chordata; Mammalia; Rodentia; Cricetidae
Product: olfactory receptor 2L13-like
Exons: 1
Coding region: 1-939 (312 amino acids)
Biological process (GO): detection of chemical stimulus involved in sensory perception of smell; G protein-coupled receptor signaling pathway
Cellular component (GO): plasma membrane
Molecular function (GO): G protein-coupled receptor activity; olfactory receptor activity
Source: RefSeq, a predicted model, not a curated record
AUGGAGAAAUGGAAUCAGACCUCAAAUGAUUUCAUUUUAUUAGGAUUGUUUCCACAAAACCAAACAGGCCUACUGCUUCUGCUGCUUAUCAUCUCUAUAUUCUCUGUGGCCUUGCUUGGGAAUUCAGCAAUGAUCCACCUCAUUCGUGUGGAUCCCAAGCUCCACACCCCCAUGUACUUUCUCCUCAGUCAGCUUUCUCUUAUGGACCUGAUGCAUAUUUCUACCACUGUUCCCAAGAUGGCAUUCAACUUCCUCACUGGUAAGAAAAACAUUUCGUUCCUUGGCUGUGGAGUGCAAUUCUUCUUCUUUCUCACCAUGGCAUGUUCUGAGGGCUUGCUCUUGGCUUCCAUGGCCUAUGAUCGUUUUGUGGCCAUCUGCCACCCUCUACAUUAUCCCAUUCGCAUGAGCAAAAUGAUGUGCCUGAAGAUGAUCAUAGGAUCUUGGACACUGGGCUCCAUUAAUGCCUUAUCACAUACAAUUUAUGUUCUUCAUAUUCCUUACUGCCAUUCUAGGUCCAUUAAUCAUUUCUUAUGUGAUAUUCCAGCCAUGAUUCCCCUGGCCUGUAUGGACACUUGGGUUUAUGAGUAUAUGGUGUUCCUGAGCACAGGCCUCUUUCUCCUAUUUCCUUUCCUUGGCAUCACAGCUUCCUAUGGUCGGGUCCUUUUUGCUGUCUUCCAUAUGCACUCAAAAGAGGGGAGAAAAAAGGCUUUAACCACAUGUUCCACUCAUUUAACUGUGGUGUCAUUUUUUUAUGCACCUUUUGUCUACACUUAUCUUCGACCUAGAAGUCUCCGUACACCCACAGAAGAUAAGAUUCUGGCUGUCUUCUACACCAUUCUCACCCCCAUGCUCAACCCCAUCAUCUAUAGUCUGAGAAAUAAAGAAGUCCUGGGAGCCAUGACAAGAGUCUUUGGGACAUUCUGUUCUACUAAAAAUUGA